Messenger RNA from Pygocentrus nattereri (red-bellied piranha), 2252 nucleotides. Its product is annotated as serine/arginine-rich splicing factor 10-like. NCBI's taxonomy places the organism in Eukaryota, Metazoa, Chordata, Actinopteri, Characiformes, Serrasalmidae. Gene Ontology annotation, molecular function: RNA binding. Bases 115 to 879 code for a protein of 254 amino acids. The record is from RefSeq and is a predicted model, not a curated record. The transcript has 6 exons.
GUGCGUGUGAGCGAGCCCGCCGUAUGGCUGCAGCGCAUUAGCCGUGUUAGCCUCGUGGCGGAUCAAUCGGAUUAUUAUUAAUAUUCUCGGAGAUUUAUGGAUCAAUAAUCGAUCAUGGCGAAAUACAUGAGACCCCAAAACAGCUCGCUGUUCGUCAGGAACAUCUCAGACGACUUCCGGCCAGAAGAUCUGCGGAGAGAGUUUGGUCGAUAUGGGCCCAUUACAGAUGUUUACAUCCCUCUGGAUUUCUACUCACGCCGACCCAGAGGAUUCGCAUACGUUCAGUUUGAGGAUGUGCGGGACGCGGAGGACGCCAUGCACAACCUGGACAGGAAGGUGGUCUGUGGCCGGCAGAUCGAGAUCCAGUUCGCACAGGGAGACCGGAAGACUCCCGGUCAGAUGAAGGCUAAAGAGCGUCGCUCCCCCUGCAGUUUCUCCGAUGGCCGCCGGAGACGCUCCCGCAGCCGAAGUUAUGACAGGCGCGGUUCCCGCAGUCCGCCAAGCAGGGGGCGCUACAGGAGGUCCCGCAGCCCCCGAGAGUCCAGAGGACGACAUUACAGCAGACGCAGCAGGAGCAGAGAGUAUGAGCGACACAGAUCAUCUCGUGAUCAUCAUCGAUCUCGCCCAGACAGCCGCUCCGCCUCUCCGUCUGAGCCCCGCCCCAAACGGAUUGACCGCCGGGGGUCCGGAGAUCACCGCUCACCCUCCGAGAGUCCGAGAGAGCAGACCGAUCCUGUGGACGCCCAGAACGACGUCCAGGACUCAGAACCUCAGGAGACACGACCUCCGUCUCUCACUCGCUCUCGCUCGGCUUCGCGCUCCGUCUCCCGGUCCAGAUCGCGCUCGCGGUCCAGGUCCUGGGCUCGGCGGCAGUCUUGAGGAACUCUGGGUCACCUGAGGAAGCAGGAGCAGCUCUUUAAAGCGAACAUUUCACAGUAAAUCUGCUUCCGCCAAAUGUUGUCAGACAAGACGUUUUCAGUGUCUGAAGUUUGCUUCUUUAGUUUAGAGCUAGUGUAGCCAGCAAUCAUGCAAGCUUCUUCCCCACCAGUUAGCAUUUAGUAGCCAGAAACCAGCAGCGGGUUGUCCUACACGCUGCCCCGUCCGCACAUUUUACUGUUCUUCUGCUUAAAAUAGAAACAGCUCAACCACACAGGCUGAUGUUGCCAUACCAAGCCAGUCGCCACCAGUGAGCGUGGUGUCAUUUUCAUAAUGCUACAGUUUGCUUCUUAAGCUUUAGCACCAAAGCUCUGAGGUUAAUCCAGCUAGUGAGUACUGGAAGCUUAAGCUGUGUCAAGUCAGCAAAGUUCUGACUUCAGGCUGUUUAGCUUUACUAACGUACUUCAGUGCAUGUUUCUAGGUAACAGCGAGUCAUAUCGAGUCAGAAACCUCAUGAUGAAGUCUAUUAGAGACGCUGAACAGCUCCACCCAGUCUGAGGAGAUUCAGGCAUGCUAAUAGGUGGAGAAUAAGCUGCCAUUACCUGUUGGCUACAUUUCGCCUCGUAACUAGGGAUUUCCAGUGUUUAGCCCAGAUCUUAAAGUGGUACCACUUCAGAGUAAGACUGUCCUUCUAGAGGACUUGUGAAUGGUUUUAAAGUAGUUUAUUAAUGGUUAUUGAUUACGUUACGAACACCUCAAUAAACAAAAAUAAAUGGUUACAACAGGCUAAUGUAAAGGGCAAAAGUGAGCUAUUAUGUGAUGAAGCUGACCAGUUCAACGAUGACUGAUGAAAAAGACCAAGUUUGGUUGAUGACCAGCAACGCCUGAGCUUGCACAGCGUGGACAAUUGUGUUUUCAUUAUGAGGCAGACAGCAGCUCACUGUUUUAUUUACAUGGCUUAUUAAUGACUUUUAAAGGUGUGUAUGACCUAAUUGGUAACCAUUACUAAACUUAUUUUAAGCCAUUUGUGAACCCUUUAUAAGGGUAGUCUUAUCCUAAAGGGGUACCCUGAAAGUAUCGGCCAAUACGGAGUACCAAUACUGAUAGUAACUGUAAAGUAUCUGCUGGUAACAGUAACUGUGACACAACUGGCUUAUAAACGCUGAUAUUUACACAACUCCACCUUUUAAAUGUAGUAUUUUGGUAAAAGCUGUGUUUUUAUCUCCCACAUAAGACAUGUUAGUCUUCACUUAGUGGUUUACAGGUUGGAUCAUUUCACACUUGGGAGGUUUCAGAGCUGUGAAACGUAUGUAUUGAUUUCAUGGAAUUUUUCAAAAAUUCCCCUGUAUUUCAGACGUUUUUACAGUGGUGGUGAU